CACAGAAUAUUCAGUCCAACCCUCGCGAGGCUUGAUCCAGUUAAACAGUGGUACAAGUAGCGGAGAAAAGCAGCUAGAGAAACAUAACAGAUAAAUGAUAAAGUAGCCCACUGUUGUUUACCUAAUCCGAAACCGCUACGAGAAAGCGUUAGAGCUAAGCGGAGACACCAUAUAAGCAGCUAUCACCAUGGGAUGCCUCCUCGUAAGGCUGAUGCUGGGUCUGCUGCUCCUCCAGCUGCUUCGCCUUACAGAGGGAAGAGAUGAGCUUUUCGCCUCCACCAAGUAUGGCAAAGUCCGAGGGGUGCAACUCCAAGUUCCACAGGGAAAUGUACUGGGCUCAGUUGUUGCCUUCCUUGGGAUACCUUAUGCCAGACCUCCGCUCAGUGAACUCCGUUUCAGACCACCACAGGAUCCCAAGCCAUGGACAGGGGUACGUGAUGCCACACAAUUUGCCAACUCCUGUUACCAACCCGUUGAUGACAUGUUCCCAGGGUUUUCCGGCUCAGAGAUGUGGAACCCUAACACGCCACUGAGUGAGGACUGCUUGUACUUAAAUAUGUGGGUUCCCUCACCCAAGCCUCCUAAACCAGCUCCAGUGAUGGUGUGGAUACACGGGGGUGGGUUUCUGUCAGGCACACCCACGCUGGACCUGUAUGACGGACGCUUCCUCAGCCACUCAGAAGGUGUGGUGGUCGUGUCCAUGAGCUACAGACUUGGGGCCCUUGGCUUCCUGGCACUGCCAGACAGUGACAUCCGGGGAAAUGCUGGGCUGUUGGACCAGAGGCAGGCUCUGCUCUGGGUAAAGGAGAACAUCGCAGCAUUUGGAGGUGAUGCCGCCUCCGUGACCCUGUUUGGAGAAAGCGCUGGGUCCGCAUCUGUGGGCUACCACCUUCUGUCAACGGGUAGCCAUGCCCUCUUUUCCCGUGCCAUCCUCCAGAGCGGCUCACCCAACGCUGGAUGGGCAGCCCUGCCACCCCCACAGGUCCAUAACAACUCCUUGAACCUGGCCAAUCUGCUGAACUGUCCCAGAGACCUUCCAAUAAGCGUUACAGAGGCUUGUCUCCAGAAUGCAGAUCCCAAGGCGAUCAUACACCACCAGUUCAGUGUUUCUCGCGAUGCUACAAUUUCGUUGCCUUUCGUCCCCACAGUGGACGGGAACUUCCUGACUGACAUGCCCGGGGUUCUGCUGGAGUCUGGACAGUUUCUGAAGACGGACAUUCUGCUUGGGGUAAACAAGGACGAGGGCUCCUAUUUCCUUCUCUACGGAAGUCCAGGAUUCAGCCUUCAAGGGCAGAGCCUCAUCAGCAGAGAGCAGUUCCAGCAGGGCGUGGCCAGGACCUUGCCCGAGUUCAGCGAGGUGGCCCAGCAGGCGGCCGCCUUCAUGUACACCGACUGGACGGACGAGAACGACGGACAGAAGAACAGAGAUGGCCUGACCAGUCUGGUUGGGGAUUACUACAUCACAUGCCCCUUACUGAAAUUCACACGCAAGUACGUGCUUCAUGGAGGCAACGCCCGACUGUUCUUCUUUGACCAUCGCUCCUCAGUGAACCCAUGGCCUGAGUGGAUGGGAGUCAUGCAUGGGUAUGAGAUUGAGUUUGUCUUUGGACGGCCACUUAAUGCCAGCCUGGGUUACACCAAAGAAGAGGUGGACAUGAGCAGGAAGUUCAUGAGACACUGGGCCAACUUUGCCAGGACUGGGGACCCGGGGACGGCGGACUCUGUGUGGCCACUCUUCAGCACAGAGCAGCAGGAGUAUCUGACCCUCAAUGCAGAUGCCCCGCAGACACUCAGGAAGAUGAAGGCCCAGCAGUGCCAGUUCUGGGACAGUUUUCUACCUAAACUGCAGGGGUCUACAGCGGGUAUUGAUGAAGUGGAAUACCAGUGGAAGACCCAGUUCCAUCGCUGGCUCUCUUACAUGCUGGACUGGAGGAAAAUCAUCAAAGAUCAACAGUGUGAUUUCAAAAAUCAGCAGUUUGAAAAGUCCUAGGUACCAGCCAGUGCACUUAAUACACCUGUGACAGUAGAAAGACUAGUUUGUGUACACAACAUGAUAAAUAGGAGUGUUUUGAUAUGUUAUCCUGAACAUAGUCGCCAUAUUCACCGCUAUUCUGUGUGUAAAACGUGCCUUUCCAGAUCAGUAGCUGCUGUGAGGUUCUGUUUGAUAGGAACCCUUCUCGUCUUGUGACUCAGACGGGAAAGAAGGAAGGAACGUAUGGUGUCAACAGGUGGUUAAUUUGGCCGGGAAUAAAUGUCAUCCCAAUGACAUUUGACCAAUCCUUCAUAUUAUCUGAGAGUGGAAUUAAUUACUGAUGGUUUAGAAGGGGAUGUUGGUAUGCAUUGUCUGUGUGUGCCAUUUGCCAUCUCUGAUGAGCACAAGCCAGCUAGCGGCAUCUUCCUGGCAUCUAUGGGUGCUUCAGAAUUUAUUAAUGACACUCACGAUAGCCAUAAAGCGCCAAUGCUCGGAUGCCAAAAUGUCAUCAUGUUUGGCUUCAGCAGAAUGUGCCUACCUUGAGCAGAGGUCCUUGACGUAUCUUCCGAAUAUAUAAAAUGUGCCUAAUUGCUAUACAUGCAGUAUGUAUCGAUUCAUCUUGUAUAGUCAAAAUAAAUAAUCAGCCUCAUGUCUAUAUUUUAUGUAUUUAGACUUGAAAUGUUGCAGUUGUAUUAUUCAAUAUCUGGAGCACAAGAUGAAGACAUUCUCUUGAGGUUUAUCGUUAUUUCUAGCCCAUAGAAGCCUGCCAUGUAUAAAUGAAUAAUCAGUGCAAGCCCAUAGCUAAGCCACAUAAGACACAUUAGGGUCAUGCCAAGUGUGGCAAGACAUACAGUAUGUUUUGCACAAUCAUGUCCUCUAUACUAGAUAUUUGAUUGGAGAGAAGUGUUACCAAAGUUCCCUACAUCUGGUCAUUCCUAAAACACCUUAUGGAACUCUUCUGUGGCACAUUCCACCUGGACAGGUGAUAUGGCGAACACCAUAUCCCCCAAGCCUGCUCCUUGGGACAGAAGUGCUUGGUUUUUUUUUUAUUACUCAUCAAAUGCAACUGUGUGUAUGUACUGUAUCAACAUCGGUUCUGUUAGAAUGAUAUGUUUUGCAAUACCGAUGUACACUUUUUUUAAGUCACAGAAAGGAGUGUGUUUAUCUAUUUUUGCCUUUUUUGGUUUGGUUCAGUUUUUAGUUUGGAUGAUUUUUUAGUUUGAAUGAUUUACUAUAAUGACUGCCGACGUGUCUUUCCAUUUUGCAAUAAGGAGAUAUAAUCAUCCAUAACUUUAUCAGUGACCUUUUAACUUUCACAAAAAAGGGCACAUCAGAUAAAAUUAUUGCAGUGCCUUAUCACUUUUACCCCCAAACUGAAAAAAAACAUUUUUGCACUCUUAUGCAUCUACAAUUUCUGAAAGAUAUUGCUUUAAUCCAAUGAACUGUUUAACUCUUAAAUACAACAGAAAGCUCGGUGUCUGACACUGCAAAGGUCAAGUCAUCAGAUAUUACUUAUCUUGUGCAAGUGAAAAAAAGUAAACUUAACUGAAUGCCAAAAUGGAUCGAAACGGUCUUUUAUGCAACUUGUGUCCUUGUUAUAAGCCCUAUCUUUUGCCUUGUGAUAUCCCCCCAGCAUCUAAUAAAGGAAAUAUGCAGAGGAA
This is a messenger RNA of Sardina pilchardus (European sardine), 3633 nucleotides long. Its product is annotated as cholinesterase-like. The record is from RefSeq and is a predicted model, not a curated record. Gene Ontology annotation, biological process: acetylcholine catabolic process; choline metabolic process. Gene Ontology annotation, molecular function: acetylcholinesterase activity. The coding region runs from base 188 to 1990 and encodes 600 amino acids. The transcript has 4 exons. Gene Ontology annotation, cellular component: plasma membrane. Lineage: Eukaryota; Metazoa; Chordata; Actinopteri; Clupeiformes; Clupeidae.